Molecule: messenger RNA, 903 nt
Organism: Moneuplotes crassus
Lineage: Eukaryota; Ciliophora; Spirotrichea; Euplotida; Euplotidae
Source: the annotation of a GenBank genome assembly
AUGCCUCCAUCAGGAAGUCAGGCACCUGCAUCCAAUACAGAGCAGAUUGUGAGCAAUGACCCUGAACAAGUCGAAGGUGAAGGAAACGGAGAAUUAUACCAGAAUCCAACAGUUGAGGAAAUUGCUGCUCAAUUAGGUGAUUUUGAGUACGGAGCUCCCAAUAAUGAAGAUGGAGAGCAUCGAAAUGCUGGUGCAUUAUGAGAAUUCAGGCCUACAGUUUUCUUUGAGAACGGGUCAAGAUAUGAUGGAGAAUGGAAUACCCAGACCAACCAAAGAGAUGGGCGAGGAGUUCAAAUCUGGGCAGACGGUAGUAAAUAUGAAGGAUAUUGGAAAAAUGAUAAAGCCAAUGGUCGAGGAAGACUUAUCCAUGCAGAUGGAGAUGUUUAUGAAGGGGAAUGGAUGGAUGACAAGUCUCAAGGCUAUGGUGUCUACCUUCAUUCAGAUGGAGCUCAAUACCAAGGAGACUGGGUUGAAGACAAACAAGAAGGAUACGGAAUUGAAGUAUGGCCAGACAACGCAAAAUAUGAGGGAACAUAUAAAGACGGUAUGAAAGAAGGUAAAGGAGUAUUCACUUGGGCUGAUGGUUCAAAAUACACUGGAGAUUUUCAUAACAACAAUAUCCACGGAAAAGGAAUCUAUGAAUGGGCAGAUGGGAGAAAAUAUGAUGGGGAGUGGGAAAGCAAUAAAAUGCAUGGAGAAGGAGUAUUUGAGUGGAGAGACGGCAGAAAAUACGAAGGCAGCUAUAUCAACGACAAGAAGGAAGGAUACGGGAUUUUUACUUGGCCUGAUAAGAGACAAUAUAGAGGUAAUUGGGUAAAUGGCAAACAACAUGGCAGAGGCAUUUUCAUUAAUGAGAAUGGAUCAAAACAGGAAGGUAUUUGGGAAAACGGCAAAAAGAAAUAA